AGCUAGCUGCUCAUCCCACACAACAAAACACAAGCUCUUUCUUCAUAGAAAAUAAACUUUUUUGCUUUCACAAAUAAAAAUGGCAAUCAGCAUGGGGCACAUUCUCCGUGGGAAACAUGGCCUCAGAAGGUCAUCCUCAAGAACUAACAGAGAAGGCGAGGUUCCCAAGGGUCACUUUGCAGUCUAUGUAGGUGUGGGUGAGAAGAAACGCUAUGUGCUUCCAAUUUCAUACCUAAAGAACCAUUCAUUCCAAGAGCUGUUGUGUCAAGCCGAAGAAGAAUUCGGAUUCGAUCAUCCAAUGGGUGGGCUUACGAUUCCUUGUCCGGAGGACUCCUUCCUGGACAUCAUCUCUAGAAUGAGUAGCAGAUAUUGAUACACUUUAUACAUCUUAGUUUAGUCAUUAGAACAACAAUGCAGAGAAACAUAUUUUUUUGUACAGUAUUCUGUUUUUUUCCCCAUCAGAUUGGGAAAUAUAUGGAGUAUAUUUUUUUUAAUCUUAUCAAUUCUCUAACUAUUUACUGUACUACUCUUAUCUUGAACCUCAUCAAGUGGCAUGAAAUGAAGUCUAAUUAUUCAA
This is a messenger RNA of Cuscuta campestris, 577 nucleotides long. Lineage: Eukaryota; Viridiplantae; Streptophyta; Magnoliopsida; Solanales; Convolvulaceae. The record is from the annotation of a GenBank genome assembly.